CUAUAAAACCCGCGCCCGCACACGACCCGUUCCGCUCCGCCUACUCCACUCCACUCCACUCUCCGUUGCUCGCGCGGUUGGCGUUGCGUUUUUUCCCCUCGAAUCGCGGGGGGGAAUCCGCCGGUUGAUGCAGCAGAGGGGCCUCGCGCACAACCGCCGCUCCCGCGGCUUCUCCCGAUCCCGCCGCGCCGUCGAGGGCGCCUAAACCACACGCCUUUUUUUUUCCUUAAAAACGAAUAGAUCUCUCUCAAUUUCCUGAAACUUAUAAUAAUUUCAAAAACGCCCUAGACGAGGACGAGGAGACGAUCGAGAUGGACGCCGUCGCGGCGAAUGGGAUCGGGGAGGUGGAGAGGAAGGCGCAGCGGAGCUACUGGGAGGAGCACUCCAAGGACCUCACCGUCGAGGCCAUGAUGCUCGACUCCCGCGCCGCCGACCUCGACAAGGAGGAGCGCCCCGAGGUCCUGUCUGUACUCCCUUCUUACAAAGGGAAAUCAGUACUGGAGCUUGGUGCUGGAAUAGGACGCUUUACUGGGGAACUGGCAAAAGAAGCUGGCCAUGUUUUAGCCCUAGACUUCAUUGAAAGUGUGAUUAAGAAGAAUGAGAACAUAAAUGGGCAUCACAAGAACAUAACCUUUAUGUGCGCUGAUGUCACGUCUCCGGACCUGACGAUCGAAGAUAACUCUAUUGAUCUCAUAUUCUCAAACUGGCUACUAAUGUACCUUUCAGAUGAGGAGGUCGAGAAGCUAGUAGGAAGAAUGGUGAAAUGGCUGAAGGUAGGUGGCCAUAUAUUCUUUAGGGAGUCAUGCUUUCACCAAUCUGGAGAUUCCAAAAGGAAGGUGAAUCCAACACAUUACCGGGAGCCAAGGUUCUAUACAAAGAUAUUUAAAGAAUGCCAUUCCUAUGAUAAAGAUGGGGGUUCUUAUGAACUUUCUCUAGAAACAUGCAAGUGCAUUGGGGCUUAUGUGAAAAGCAAGAAAAAUCAAAAUCAGUUAUGUUGGCUAUGGGAAAAGGUUAAGUCAACAGAAGACAGAGGAUUCCAAAGAUUCCUGGACAAUGUGCAGUACAAAACCACUGGAAUCUUACGCUAUGAGCGUGUCUUCGGAGAGGGUUAUGUCAGCACUGGUGGAAUUGAAACCACAAAGGAAUUUGUGGAUAAGCUGGAUCUUAAACCUGGACAGAAAGUGCUUGAUGUUGGGUGCGGAAUUGGAGGCGGCGACUUCUAUAUGGCUGAAAACUACGAUGCCCAUGUUCUUGGUAUUGAUCUUUCAAUCAACAUGGUUUCAUUUGCAAUCGAACGUGCCAUUGGACGCAAGUGUUCGGUUGAGUUUGAAGUAGCUGAUUGCACCACAAAGACCUACGCACCAAAUACAUUUGAUGUGAUCUACAGCCGUGACACCAUUCUUCACAUACAUGAUAAACCUGCUUUGUUCAGAAGUUUCUUCAAGUGGCUGAAACCUGGGGGCAAAGUCCUCAUCAGUGAUUACUGUAGGAAUCCUGGGAAACCAUCAGAAGAAUUUGCUGCUUACAUUAAGCAGAGAGGCUAUGACCUCCACGAUGUGAAGACUUACGGAAAGAUGCUUGAGGAUGCUGGUUUCCAUCAUGUCAUUGCUGAAGACCGCACGGACCAGUUCCUGCGUGUUCUUCAAAGGGAGCUUGCUGAAGUUGAGAAGAACAAAGAAGCCUUCAUGGCAGACUUCACCCAGGAGGACUACGAUGACAUUGUGAACGGCUGGAACGCGAAGCUGAAGCGGAGCUCUGCCGGUGAGCAGAGGUGGGGGCUGUUCAUUGCAACCAAAUGAUUCAGAAGCAGAGAGGGUUCAGAAUAAAACGGGUGCUGCUGUUGUUGGCUGUGUUAACUAGUACUCCUACUAGAUCUGUUGUUGCAGAUUUAUUUGUGCGCCCCAAUUGGUAGUUUGUUUGUGUGUGAUGUAGUAUUCCAGUUUUAGAGGACGGCCAAUGUUCCAUGUGACGUGAUGUACGUUAAACUCAGUCUGUUUAAAGUAUGUAUUAUCGUGCGUAUUUGGUAUGGAACUGUGUUAUUGUUUGCAGAUAAAUAAACACAGAUGUGUUCCUCUUUUGCACA
This is a messenger RNA of Oryza sativa Japonica Group (Japanese rice), 2083 nucleotides long. RefSeq names its product phosphoethanolamine N-methyltransferase 1. Gene Ontology annotation, biological process: phosphatidylcholine biosynthetic process. Gene Ontology annotation, molecular function: phosphoethanolamine N-methyltransferase activity. NCBI's taxonomy places the organism in Eukaryota, Viridiplantae, Streptophyta, Magnoliopsida, Poales, Poaceae. The record is from RefSeq and is a predicted model, not a curated record.